UAUAAAUAGUGGAUCGAUUCUUGGAAAACUCAUAGUCAAGUUCACUUCGACACAAGCUACAAUGGCAGCCAAGCUGAUCCUCGUCCUCUGUGUUCAGGCGCUCUUAGUGCAGACUGCUUUCAGUCAAUGCCUUGGCCGUGGAGCCAUUGCUGCCCCGGUUUUGGCAGCUCCCAGCUGGGCUGGCUGUGGUGGCAACAACUGGGCUGGCAAUGGCCUUAUUGGUAACGGCUACGCUGGCAAUGGAAUCAUCGGCAAUGGUUUGGCUGGACUCCAAAUCGCCCCCACCAGUGGCGGAGCUCUGCCUGUCUCUAGCUUGUCCUCCAUCGCUCCCACCGGUCUCGCCAUCAACUCAGACAAUGUGUAUGAGGGUGCUCUGUCCGUGGCUGGUGAGCUGCCGUUCAUAAGUGCUGUGGCUUUGGAGGGUGUCCUGCCAAGCGGUGGUGCUGGCGCCGUCAGCUACAGCUGCGGUAACGGUGUUACUGCUAUUGAGAGCAUCGCUCCUGCUGGUGCCUAUGGUGGUGCAGGUGCCUAUGGCGCUGCGUCUGCCUCAGGACUUGCUGGCUAUGGACUCGGCGCUGGUGCUAUCGGUCUUGCUGGCCGUGGUCUGGGCUAUGGAGCUCGUGGCUGUGGAUGUAGACAAUAUUAAAUUCAAUGAUGAUGAUGAUACCUACGAAUGACGACAAUGUUCUGCUUGAUGAAAUAAACUGAAA
This is a messenger RNA of Helicoverpa zea (corn earworm), 710 nucleotides long. RefSeq names its product chorion class B protein Ld34-like. The coding region runs from base 62 to 646 and encodes 194 amino acids. Gene Ontology annotation, molecular function: structural constituent of egg chorion. NCBI's taxonomy places the organism in Eukaryota, Metazoa, Arthropoda, Insecta, Lepidoptera, Noctuidae. The record is from RefSeq and is a predicted model, not a curated record. Gene Ontology annotation, cellular component: egg chorion. Gene Ontology annotation, biological process: chorion-containing eggshell formation; multicellular organism development. The transcript has 2 exons.